Messenger RNA from Portunus trituberculatus (swimming crab), 518 nucleotides. RefSeq names its product histone H2A. The record is from RefSeq and is a predicted model, not a curated record. Lineage: Eukaryota; Metazoa; Arthropoda; Malacostraca; Decapoda; Portunidae. Bases 83 to 454 code for a protein of 123 amino acids. The transcript has a single exon. Gene Ontology annotation, molecular function: structural constituent of chromatin; DNA binding; protein heterodimerization activity. Gene Ontology annotation, cellular component: nucleosome.
ACUCGCUCCCGCAGCUGACGGAGUGUUACUUGCUAAUAAUACCACUACUACUUGUUAAUCCCACCUACUACCACUACUCGCCAUGUCCGGACGCGGCAAAGGAGGAAAGGUGAAGGGAAAGUCAAAGUCCCGUUCCAGCCGUGCUGGACUCCAGUUCCCGGUCGGCAGGAUUCAUCGCCUCCUGAGGAAGGGCAACUACGCCGAGCGAGUGGGGGCUGGCGCCCCCGUGUACCUUGCAGCGGUCAUGGAGUACCUGGCCGCCGAAGUCCUCGAGCUUGCCGGCAACGCCGCCCGCGACAACAAGAAGACUCGCAUCAUCCCGCGUCACCUGCAGCUGGCCAUCCGGAACGACGAGGAACUUAACAAGCUCCUCUCCGGGGUCACCAUUGCACAGGGUGGCGUGCUGCCAAACAUUCAGGCUGUGCUCCUUCCCAAGAAGACCGAGAAGAAGUAAAUCCCUCUCCUCCUCAAUAUCAUCACCAACAAGUAUAUAUAUCCGGCUCCUCUUCGGAGCCACA